Messenger RNA from Nycticebus coucang (slow loris), 2392 nucleotides. It is a transcript of the gene KY, whose product is annotated as kyphoscoliosis peptidase. The transcript has 12 exons. The coding region runs from base 93 to 2129 and encodes 678 amino acids. The record is from RefSeq and is a predicted model, not a curated record. NCBI's taxonomy places the organism in Eukaryota, Metazoa, Chordata, Mammalia, Primates, Lorisidae.
CCGGCGCGGGGCAGCGGUGCGCACGGGGCCAUUUGCAGCGCAAGCAGCCUAGCGAGCAGCCGCAGCGCCCUAGUCCGGAGGGAGGCGGCACCAUGGAGUUGAAGAAGGACAUCAACGCGGUGUCUAUCGACAUGCUGCUGAUCGUGCACUCGGAGAAGCGGCGCGCGGCACAGAGUACGCACUCAGACCAGCAGGCGGACCCGGGCGCGCUGCUGCAGCGCGGCGGAGGUUUCCAAGGUGUUGGAAAUGGAGUCCGAAGAUGGCAGAAAUUAGAAGGAAACGACCUUCAGGGAAACCGGGUGGAAAAGCAGCACCUUCAGCAGCCCCAGGUCAUCACUUCCUAUGAAAACCAAGGGACACAGCUGACUGUGGAAGUUCACCCUCGAGAUGCCAUGCCCCAGUUUCUCAAGAAGUUCUCCUUGGCUAAACGUUUACAAGGUGACAAAAAUGGAAACACAAGACCCCGACAGCCUGGAGGGAAAGAUGCCCAUGCCUACCCCUGGGACCGGUCCAGCCUGAAAUCCAUGUCCCUGGACCUACGGCAGUUUGAGAAACUGGACACCUAUGCCUCACAGGUGACGGCCAAGAGCGGCCUGGAUGAGCUGGUGAGUGACCUGCUUCAGGAGGCCCACACUGACCUGGAAAUGGUCCGUGCCAUCUGGAUCUGGAUCUGCCAUCACAUAGAGUAUGACAUUGCAACUGCCCAGGAGAAGGACCGCCAGGCCUUCAAACCCACUGACAUCCUGCGGACCCGGAAGACCAACUGCGAUGGCUAUGCUGGCCUCUUUGAGAGGAUGUGCAGGAUCGCGGGAGUGCAGUGCAUGACUGUGCCCGGCUACUCCAAGGGCUUCGGCUAUCAGACAGGGCAGAGCUUCUCUGGGGAGUUCGACCAUGCCUGGAACGCUGUGUUCUUGGAGGGGAGAUGGCACCUGGUGGACAGCACCUGGGGCAGCGGCCUGGUUGACACCACCACCUCCAAAUUCACCUUCCUCUCCCUCUACCAAAGCACUAAAAGCCUCCAGCACGUGCCCACAGGCCACAGCUACAACGAAUUCUACUUCCUCACCCAUCCUGCACUGUUCAUUGAGGACCAUUUCCCAGACAACAAGAACUGGCAACUGCUGAAACCACCACAAUCUCUAAGGCAGUUUGAGAACAAUAUGUAUCACAAGAGUGAAUUCUACAAUAAGGGGAUGCUGAGUGCCCACCCGGAGACAUCCACGGUCAGAACAGUAAAUGGGAAAGCUACAAUCACCAUUGAGAGCUGUGCCCCAACACUGUUCAUGUUUAUGCUCAAUGGCAAGCAGGAGCACGGGCUGCUGAGCCUCCGGAAGAACGGGAUGAAGCUGGAGGUGUACCCUGCAACCAUGGGCACCCACAAGCUGCAGAUCUUUGCCAAAGGCAACUCUGACAUCUACAGCUCGGUGCUGGAGUACACGCUCAAGUGCAACUACGUGGAUUUGGGAGUCCAGCUGCCGUCUGAGCUUCACCAGCCCGUGGGCCCCAGCUGGUUCUCGGAGCAGAUGGGCAUCACGAAGCCCUCCCACCCUGACCCCAUCAUCCACACCAGCGACGGGCGCUGCUCCAUCAGCUUCGGCGUGGAGGAGGGCAUCAGCAUCCUGGCUUCGCUGCAUGGGGAUGACGGCCCCGUCACUGAGGAGACGCAGCGGCGCUACAUCUUCCAGCUGCACCGGGAGAAGCGGGUAGAGCUGAGGGUCCAGCUGCCCCAUGCCGGCAAGUUUGCCCUCAAAAUCUUUGUCAAGAAGAGGCAGGAAGCAGGAAACUAUGUCUUUGUCUUCAAUUACCUCCUGUGCUGCGCCAACACCAAGGUCAACUGGCCUGUGUUCCCCGAGAGCUUUGGCAACUGGGGGCAGGACAAUGAGCUGCUAGAGCCCCUGUCGGGUGUGCUUCCCGCCAACCGGAACAUCCCAUUCAAACUGAAGCUGCACGGCAUUGCCAAAGUCCUAGUGAAGGGGCAGGACACGUGGCCCCUGACCCUGAGCCAUGAGGGCUACUGGGAGGGCAGCUGCAGCACAGCCGGCUGCCAGGAGGUCUACGUCAUGGUGCUGGAGAACGCUAACCACAACUUCUACUCCUACAUCCUGAAAUACAAAGUGAAUGCCCAGUGAGGGCCUGGCCCCACAGGCCCUCCAAAAGGCCAAGGCCAGGCCUGCCUGGAGGGGUCCAAAGGCAGUGCAGAGAGCCCUGGACACCACUGAGUCUGCAUGAAAUCACUUCUAGGCCUCUGCCUCAGUCUCCCUGCUCUGCCACAGAAGCUGUGAUAUUUAUGUUCUGAAGGCUUCACUCACUUGUCUCCCUGGCCCAGGGGACAGAGGCAAAGGCUCUUUAGAAGAAAAAGGUGCUAUGUAAAUCCAAGGUAUUGUAAACUGUA